This is a messenger RNA of Amyelois transitella, 1735 nucleotides long. It is a transcript of the gene heix, whose product is annotated as ubiA prenyltransferase domain-containing protein 1 homolog. Gene Ontology annotation, molecular function: prenyltransferase activity. Bases 205 to 1206 code for a protein of 333 amino acids. The record is from RefSeq and is a predicted model, not a curated record. The transcript has a single exon. Gene Ontology annotation, biological process: vitamin K biosynthetic process; menaquinone biosynthetic process. Lineage: Eukaryota; Metazoa; Arthropoda; Insecta; Lepidoptera; Pyralidae. Gene Ontology annotation, cellular component: Golgi membrane; endoplasmic reticulum.
GCGCGCGUCAUCGUCAUGACUGAUUCAAGAAUGUCUGCUAUCCUUCAGAUUUCCUCUGCUAUUUACCAAGCAAGCAAAGCAAUCUAAAAUGAAAAGCAAAUGCAUGUAUUUUAUGAAACAAAAUUAAAGAAAUAUUUGUAUGUGAAGAUAACAAAUUUAAAGUUCGGUACUAGUAAUUUUUGAAAGCAGCGCACUUAAAGUGAUAUGGAAAGUGAUAAAAAAUCUGAAGAUAUGGAUAAUAUUACAACAGCUGAUGGGAAUCUUUUAGAGCAGCCCAAGGAAGUAACUGUACAUGCUCGGAAUCCAUUGAUAAAAAUGCGCACUUAUGUUUUAGCGUUACGCCCGUGGUCGCUGAGUGCCAGUUUAUUACCCACGCUAUUGGGCGCCGCUCUAGCGUACCGGUUGCCUGGGGACGCCGGCUUCAGCUGGGUCACGUUGCUGCUCACACUGUGCACGGUUAUUUUAGUGCACGGCGCCGGCAAUGUCGUAAAUACAUAUUUUGAUUUUGUCAAAGGAAUAGAUAACCGUAAAUCUGAUGACAGAACAUUAGUGGACCAUAUUCUAAGUAUAGAUGAAAUUGUUUCACUUGGUGCUAUUUUAUACCUGGCGGGCUGUGCGUUUUUUGUUCCACUCGUCAUCUCCUCACCUGCUCGAAUGGAACACUUAGCUUUAGUUUAUUUUGGAGGGCUGUCAUCUUCAUUUUUAUACACUGGAGGCAUUGGUUUAAAGUACAUAGCUCUGGGAGAUAUACUAGUUUUAGUCAUAUUUGGACCAGUGUCAGUAGUGUUUUCAUUUCUAGCACAAACAGGAAGAGUGGAUUGGCAAAUUAUAUCUUAUGCAAUUCCACUUGCAUUAAACACAGAAGCAAUACUACAUAGCAAUAAUACACGAGAUUUGGAAACAGAUUGUAAAGCAGAGAUUGUAACAUUGGCUAUAUUAAUUGGUAGAACAGCUUCUUAUUUAUUGUAUGCUUUUCUAUUAUUUAUUCCAUAUAUAAUGUUUGUUGUAGCAUCAGUUCGAUGCUCUCUAUGGUUUCUGCUACCUAUCUUGACACUUCCUAGGGCAUUUGAAAUUGAAAGGAGGUUUAGGAAUCCAGACACAAUGCGCUAUGUUCCUCGGCAAACAGCCAGGCUGAACUUUUACUUUGGUAUGUUAUACAUGAUCUCAUGUUUAUUUGCUAAUAGACUUCCUUUCCUACUCAGGUAGUAAAGUGUAUUUGCGUGCUUGUGUUUGCUUGCUGCACAAUGUAUCACAGAUAUCAGUAUUUAAAUGUUUAAUGAGCCAAUGUAUUAGACAGAGGUUGUGCUUCAUAAAUUUUGAAAUAUUGGCACAAGUGUUGUAAGAAUAAAUAAUAAUGUCAAAGAUUCCUAUCACCACUUGUAUGGUAAUAUUGUGUUGCCUAAACAGAGUGAUUGUGCCUGAUAAGAAUAACAAAGUGAGGCAUUUGACAAUGUUGUAAACAAGCUUGGAUUAUUGAAAUUGCUGUUGCUUAUGGAUAACUACCUCUAUUAUAGAUUUAUGAAUUUGGGAAAAUGGACUUUUGUAUUUUUAUAAUCAUGUAAGAGACUGGGAAUCAUGAAAAUUGUAUAUAAAGGUAUUUAUUGAAAUAUAUCCUAAGUACAUACAUCAUAAUGAAAUCUCAUAAUUAUUAGCUGUGUUUGUACAUUGACAAUAAUAAUUUAUAUUUUAAACUAGUUUUUUAAGUAUUAAGUCAAAUAUAUAGUUUACUUAAAUA